Molecule: messenger RNA, 1469 nt
Organism: Echinops telfairi (small Madagascar hedgehog)
Lineage: Eukaryota; Metazoa; Chordata; Mammalia; Afrosoricida; Tenrecidae
Gene: POLG2
Product: DNA polymerase gamma 2, accessory subunit
Exons: 8
Coding region: 1-1431 (476 amino acids)
Biological process (GO): mitochondrial DNA replication
Cellular component (GO): mitochondrion; cytoplasm
Source: RefSeq, a predicted model, not a curated record
AUGCGCGCUAGUGCGGCGGCCUGGGCCGGCCGUAGCAGCCGCAGGUGCCUCUCGGGGCGCGGGGGUGGGGGGCUGCUGGAGCGCUCGACGGGAAGCAGCGGCCCCUUCGGCCGGCAGCGGAGGUGGGGCGCCGAGCUUCCUCGGGGCCGCGAGCCGACGGGGGCCCCCGGGGCCGGCGAGGGCAGCGAGACGCUGCUGGAGAUCUGCCGGCGAAGGCACUUCCUCGGCGGGACCCGGCGGCCGCUUAGCCGAGAGUCCCUUCUGAGCGGGUGCCACCCCGGCCUGGGACCCUUGGGCCUGGAGCUGCGGCAGAACCUGGCGGCAGAAUGGUGGUCCUCGGUGGUGGUGUUCCGGGAGCAGGUCUUCCCGGUGGACGCCCGCCACCACCAGCCGGGGCACGGUGCCUUCAGGUUAGUUUCUGCAGAGAGGCUACGCGAAAUCUUGCAAGACCAAGAGCUGAGUAAGGAACAGCUGGUAGCGUUUCUCGAGAACUUACUUAAAACCUCGGGGAAACUCCGGGAGAACCUUCUUCACGGCGCCUUGGAGCACUAUGUCAGUUGCCUGGAUCUCGUCAAUAGGAGGCUGCCGUACGGCCUGGCUCAGAUUGGAGUGUGUUUUCAUCCUGUUGGGGACACCAAGCAGACCCCUAAUGGCGUUCAAAGAAUUGGUGAGAAGACGGAAGCUUCCCUGGUAUGGUUUACUUCUGCAAGAACUGCAAGCCAAUGGCUUGAUUUCUGGUUACGCCAUCGACUCCAGUGGUGGAGAAAGUUUGCAGUGACUCCGUCUCACUUCAGCAGCAGCGAGUGUCAGGAUGAAGGGGGACGAAAAGGAAACCAGCUUCACUACAGUUUUCCCUGGGGAAAGGAGCCAGUGGAAACCCUGUGGAAUCUAGGCGAUCGUGAACUCUUACUUACUGAUCCUGGAAACACGUCUGCAUUACACGGCCGAGAUGGACGGAAAAAUGUGGUUCCUUGUGUUCUGUCGAUAAGUGGCGACCUAGACCGAGGUGUGCUGGCUUACCUCUACGAUUCUCUCCAGCUGUCAGAAGACGCCUUUACAAGAAAGAAGCAUCUUCACAGAAAGGUACUUAAACUUCACCCUUGUUUAGCUCCCAUUAAAGUUGCUGUGGAUGUGGGGAGAGGCCCAACAGUGGAACUGAGACAGGUUUCUCAAGGGUUAUCCAAAGAAUUAUUAGAAAAUGGAAUUUCUGUAUGGCCUGGUUAUUUGGAAACGGUGCACUCCUCAAUGGAACAACUAUAUUCAAAGUAUGAUGAGAUGGGCAUCCUUUUCACAGUUUUGGUGACGGACGCUACUCUGGAGAAUGGCUUGAUAAAUCUGAGAAGUAGAGACACCACGAUGAAGGAAAUGAUGCACAUAUCCAAAGUCAAGGACUUCUUAGCCAAGUACAUCUCUCCAGCUAAGAAUGUGUAGAUUUUAAUGUCUGCAGAAUAAAUAUUUGUCUUUCCUAA